CUAGAUUCAAACCUAACGCUCUUACUAAAACUCACGACAUAUUUAUUAAAAACAAAUUCUUUACUGUUAUUUUCUUCCAAUUUGUGCUCAAAUUUUGAAAGUUCUUGAGUAGCUCUGUGUGUAUUUGUUUCCCGAAAUGGUGGCAACAGAUGCUGUUGUGUAUCUGCAUAGGAAAAUAAAAAACAUGCCCUUGUGGGUCUUGUUUCAGGACACCAGGAGUAUUUUUAGCAAGGAUGGGCUGAAUUUAGAAAUCACAAAGAUCGCAGUCCCUGCAGCCUUGGGUUUAAUGGCAGACCCCAUUGCUUCUUUGAUCGACACAGCCUUCAUCGGCCAUUUAGGAUCUGUGGAGCUUGCUGGUGUUGGGGUUGCCAUAGCUAUUUUCAAUCAAGCUUCAAAGAUCGCAAUAUUCCCACUUGUAAGCAUCACAACUUCUUUUGUGGCUGAAGAAGAUAGCGCUACAACCUCAAGUUCCACUCUUGAUGAUAUUGAGUUACAAAAUCCGAUGCUACCAAAAUUACCUCAGGAUAUGAACAGGAUGCUGAAUAACACUGGGAGAAGACAUAUCUCAUCAGCUUCAUCGGCUUUGUUGAUAGGUGGCAUGCUUGGUCUCAUCCAAGCUCUUUUGCUCAUUGUCUCUGCAAAACCAAUAUUAAAUUAUAUGGGCAUAAAAUCUGAUUCUCCGAUGCUAAGCCCAGCGUACAAAUAUUUAACGCUGAGGUCCCUUGGUGCACCUGCUGUUCUUCUAUCACUUGCCAUGCAAGGAGUGUUUCGAGGGUUUAAGGAUACAAAAACUCCAUUAUAUGCAAUUGUGGUGGGAGCUAUAGUGAAUAUUGUUUUGGACCCAAUACUAAUAUUCGUAUUCAAGAUGGGGGUUAUUGGUGCAGCUAUUGCUCAUGUUUUCUCUCAGUACUUGAUCUCAUUGAUCCUCCUAUGGAAAUUGAUGGAGCAAGUUGACCUUUUACCUCCACACAUUAAAGAUUUGCAACUCGGUCGGUUUUUGAAAAAUGGGUUUCUUUUAUUGAUGAGAGUGAUUGCAGCAACAUUCUGUGUAACCCUAGCAGCAUCCAUGUCAACCAGGCUAGGAUCAACAGAAAUGGCUGCCUUUCAGAUUUGCUUGCAGGUUUGGGUGGCAGCCUCGUUGCUUGCUGAUGGUUUGGCUGUCGCUGGCCAGGUGAUUCUUGCAGGAGCUUUCGCAAGACAAGAUUACACGAGAGCAACAGCAACAGCUGCCCGGGUACUCCAAUUAGCUUUGGCUAUGGGACUUGUUCUCUCAUUAAUUGUUGGUGUUGGAUUAAGCUUCUCAUCAGGAGUGUUUACAACAGACACCAAAGUUCUACGACUCUUGAGUUUAGGCAUCCCGUUUGUUGCAGCAACUCAACCCAUAAAUACAAUUGCAUUUGUAUUUGAUGGGAUCAACUAUGGCUCAUCAGAUUAUUUUUACUCCGCCUUCUCAAUGGUUUUGGUAGCCUUAGCAAGUGUUGUAUGCUUGUGGUUACUAUCCUCACAUUACGGGUUUGUGGGCAUAUGGGUCGCAUUAUCCAUCUUUAUGGGUUUACGAGUAAUAGCUGGCCUAGGGAGGAUUGGAACCGCUAGUGGACCAUGGAGUUUUCUCAACAAGUAUUAGGCCGGGGUUUCCUCUUUUCGUGUUCAAUAGCACUAAAUGAAUAUGUAUACAUGUAUAUAUGAACAAAUAGUGGCUUGUUUGUUCUUUGUAUAAACAAAAGAUUCAGUAUGAAUGAGAAGGAUGAAUGUUUGGUUUAAUGAAAUGAAAUUACGAAGGAAUGGAAUAGAUCAUUUAGGGAAGCAAGGUA
Messenger RNA from Lactuca virosa, 1811 nucleotides. The record is from the annotation of a GenBank genome assembly. Lineage: Eukaryota; Viridiplantae; Streptophyta; Magnoliopsida; Asterales; Asteraceae.